AUGGUACUGGCUCAGGUAUCGGGCAAGGUACUGGCUCAGGACAAGGCACUGGACAUGGAAUUAUUGGCACCGGUUGUGGACAUGGUACUGGUACAGGUUGCGGAACUCUUAUGGGCACCGGAGUCUUCACUGGGCAAGGAACUGGAACUUGAACACGUACUGGACAUGGAACGUGAAUUGGCGGUGCGGGCGGAAACUGUAAUAUAA
Necator americanus (New World hookworm) is the source of this 207-nucleotide messenger RNA. RefSeq lists its product as uncharacterized. NCBI's taxonomy places the organism in Eukaryota, Metazoa, Nematoda, Chromadorea, Rhabditida, Ancylostomatidae. The transcript has a single exon. The record is from RefSeq and is a predicted model, not a curated record. Bases 1 to 207 code for a protein of 68 amino acids.